Molecule: messenger RNA, 834 nt
Organism: Syngnathus acus (greater pipefish)
Lineage: Eukaryota; Metazoa; Chordata; Actinopteri; Syngnathiformes; Syngnathidae
Product: brevican core protein-like
Exons: 9
Source: RefSeq, a predicted model, not a curated record
AUGGUGCUCCUCGGCAGCUGGAUCCUGGUGAACCUCAGCUACACGAGAAAGGUGACUGCGAUCGUGACCCAGGGCUGCAAUAGCACCGAUAUUCGCUCCUGGAACAUCCCACUUGAGAUGAGACUGAGCGUUGAUAGGAAGAAGUGGACCAAACACCCGGACGGGAAGUUCAUCGGCGGUGGGACUCAUCUGCUUGAGACGCCCGCGUUCGCUCAGUACGUCCUCAUCCUGCCGCUGGAGAAUCGUCCAGAAUUUGGCCUCCGCUUCGACAUCUUGGGAUGCCCACAUGAGGAUAAGACCACCUGUGCCAGAAAGUUGAACAGCCUCCGCAUCACCGAUUGGAUGACCUUCUACUGUCCACCGGGCUGUGCCAAAUACUUUGUCGCUGGAACAUUGGUCUACUCGGAGGACUCGCACAUCUGCGCGGCCGCCAUUCACGCCGGCGUCAUCCGGAACGACAUCGGAGGAGAUUGUAUUGUGAUGAGAGCUCCCAAACAGCAAGUCUACACGGGCACCACCAGGAACAGGAUCACCUCCAGAGAUUUGAUCGACCCGCUGGGUGUGUCUCACACGUUUGCGGACGGGGAGCCCAGAUGCGCGGCACCUGACUGGGAGGAGUUUGCCGGGUUCUGCUACAAAACGUUUGACGAGGAAAAGAACUGGGCUGAUGCUCAACAGGUGUGUCGUGGUUUCGGUGCGGAACUGGUGUCCAUCCGCAGCGAGAUGGAGCAGGCGUCAGUGAAAAAUGUCUCCCACCUUGAAACCAGCGACAUGUGGACCGGACUGAACGACCUGGCGUUUCCAGGCAUGUUGGUGUGGUCGGACCGCCACGAA